AAGGCAAAGGCAAAGGCAACAUGGUUCGGGUGGAAGAUGAAGGAAUAGUGGGCUUGGAUCGUCCUGAGCAGGCUAGUCUUAGGCCUGCACCCACUGGCCUUGAAGGCGAGGGCACUUUGCAAGAUGCUGUAAGAGAUCUCAUAACAUCGUACCACGACCUCAAUCCUUCCACCAUCGACGUCCUGGAUGAAGAACCCUCACCUCUACAAUUCAUGCGCUAUGUCGCGCGCAACCGGCCCUUCGUCCUGCGCAAUGGCGCCGCCACCUUCCCAGCACGCAGGAAAUGGAGCGCUCAGUAUCUCAAGGACGUGAUGCGCGGCCAAACCGUAAACGUCGCCAUGACGCCCCACGGCAACGCCGACUCGGUCGUCCAACUCCCCUCUGGAGCAGGCUCCGUCUUCGUCAAGCCGUAUGAAACAGAAUCGCUGUUCGAGGACGUUUUGGACACAAUCCAGGCUCAAGAAAAACACGGCACAGCCUACGCUGGCCCAACACUCUACGCGCAAACCCAAAACGACAAUCUGCGCAACGAGUAUGCGACGCUCUUCGCAGACGUGCCCACUUCCAUCCCAUUUGCGCGUAUAGCCCUCGAACAAGAACCAGACGCCAUCAAUUUCUGGCUGGGAAACUCGCACUCGACCACCGCACUGCACAAGGACAACUACGAAAAUAUCUAUGUCCAGAUCCUCGGGAAUAAGCAGUUUGUCCUCCUACCGCCCGUCGAGGCGCCUUGUGUGAAUGAAAAGGCCGUGCUGGCUGCGACGUAUCAGCCCAAGGCUAUGACGGCGGACCACGAAAUGACGCAUCUUGUUAUGGCGGUCGAUGAGCCGGAGGAAUACGUUCCGUUUGCAACGUGGGAUCCCGAUGAGCCGGCCGUCAAUGCAACGCCGUACUCGCGGCUGUCACAGCCUCUGCGCGUGACACUGCAAGAAGGCGAUAUGCUGUAUCUACCUGCGCUGUGGUACCACAAAGUGAGCCAGAGCUGCAGCGAAGAAGGCAUCUGUUGUGCGGUGAAUUACUGGUACGAUUUGGAUUUCAGCGGUGGAUUCUGGAGCACGGCGAAUUUUGUCAGAAGCACUGGAUUACUGUCUAUGCAAACGAGAGCAGAAGAUGGAAAAUAG
This is a messenger RNA of Exserohilum turcica Et28A, 1121 nucleotides long. RefSeq lists its product as uncharacterized. The transcript has 3 exons. The coding region runs from base 21 to 1121 and encodes 366 amino acids. The record is from RefSeq and is a predicted model, not a curated record. Gene Ontology annotation, molecular function: 2-oxoglutarate-dependent dioxygenase activity. Lineage: Eukaryota; Fungi; Ascomycota; Dothideomycetes; Pleosporales; Pleosporaceae.